AUGGAAUUCCCCGUCCCCCAUAUUCAUGCUCACCAGGGCACCCACACUCACACUGCUAUUCUACUUCACGGCCGCGGGAGCGAUGGCCCCGAAUUUGCUGAGGAUUUCUUUUCUUCCAUGACCUCCAAAAACAAAAAUCUGGCUGAUUGUCUGCUGAACUGGCGUUGGGUAUUCCCGUCCUCGCGAGACCGAUGGACCACCGCAUUUCAAGAAGAAAUGCCUGCUUGGUUCGAUGCAUACUCCCUGAGCAACAUCGACGAACGACAGGAUCUACAAGUAGAAGGGCUGAGAGAGUCUGUUGCUCAUAUACUCGCCAUUCUUGAAAGCGAGAUACGUCUCCUUGAUGGGAAAACAAGCCGUGUUUAUCUAGGAGGCAUCAGCCAAGGGAUGGCAACUGCGCUGUGGACGGUUUUCUGCGCCAGAGAUACAAUCAAGCAGCCACUUGGUGGAGUAUUAGGAUUUUGUGGCUGGUUACCAUUUGCCAACAAGGCAGAAAAUUUGAUUCACCAGUCGGAGGCAACGAAUACGCAACGUGCUCUUCCGCAGAUGCAGCGCCUGGUAUCUGAUCUCUUUCUUACUACAAUUGGUAUCUCUGAGGCUACACAGGCAGUGAGUGCUGGGGACAGCGUCUCGCCCGUUUUUUCGACACCGGUUUUGUUGGGCCAUGGAACAGACGAUGCCUGGGUACCUGUCGAACUGGGCCAGCAGUCAUUUCGAAUUUUGCGAGAGGUCAUGCAGCAAGUUGAGUGGAUGGAGUUUACGGGUGCAGAGGGGGAGGGACAUUGGAUUAAGGAGCCUGAAGGGUUCGACCGUAUCUUUGAGUUUUUGGGAGCGGGUUCUGUUGAAAGCUAG
This is a messenger RNA of Aspergillus puulaauensis, 852 nucleotides long. Its product is annotated as alpha/beta hydrolase. The coding region runs from base 1 to 852 and encodes 283 amino acids. NCBI's taxonomy places the organism in Eukaryota, Fungi, Ascomycota, Eurotiomycetes, Eurotiales, Aspergillaceae. Gene Ontology annotation, cellular component: cytoplasm. The transcript has a single exon. Gene Ontology annotation, biological process: protein depalmitoylation. The record is from RefSeq and is a predicted model, not a curated record. Gene Ontology annotation, molecular function: carboxylic ester hydrolase activity; palmitoyl-(protein) hydrolase activity.